This is a messenger RNA of Filobasidium floriforme, 2817 nucleotides long. RefSeq lists its product as uncharacterized. The record is from RefSeq and is a predicted model, not a curated record. NCBI's taxonomy places the organism in Eukaryota, Fungi, Basidiomycota, Tremellomycetes, Filobasidiales, Filobasidiaceae. Gene Ontology annotation, biological process: negative regulation of cell population proliferation; negative regulation of mitotic cell cycle. Gene Ontology annotation, cellular component: cytoplasm; nucleus. Bases 258 to 2639 code for a protein of 793 amino acids. The transcript is spliced from 2 exons.
AUAAAUACGUGGUGGUGGUUUUAGGUUGAUACGAAAGGAAGGUCGUCGGUCUGGUUCUCGUGACUUUCCACCACAGUCUGGUCUUGCAUGCUCCUUGAUCUCGACCAAAGCUCCUGCUAGCUAGCUCUCAUACCCCUCGCUAUCGAACGGCCAGGGCGUGUGAGUGAGGCAGACGUCGAUGAGAUUCGGUCCGAGAUAUCACGACCACCAUCGACGAGCUCCGACCUCGACAUUCAACUCGAUUUCGACUUGACGACAUGACAACACCGCUCAGGAUGGCAGACAGUAAUAUCCCUACCGUACAAGCUCCUACCGCUACCAAACGACGACCCAUCCUCAGCUCGACCCCUUUCACUGCACCGCUCCGGACCACCUCUGAUAGCGAUACCGACCUCUCAUCCUUUUCCCUGGAGACCACCCUCGCUCACUUGGUCGAUUUCCUGGUCCACAAGCUCGAAGCAAUCUACCCACCACACCUCGUCCAGGCUUUGCGGAAUAGCAUCGUCUCCCACCUCACCCCAAAACUUGCACCGACAUGGGACCCGCUCAACCCAUCGUCCGGCUCGGGAGUCAGGUCGCUCAUCGCACUACCAGGCAAGUUCCCCACGCCGCUCGUCAAGGCCGCUCAGGAGGUCGGGAUCGAUCCGGUCAAGUGGACGAGGGCGAUCAGCGAGACGGGCGAGUGGGAGAUCUGGGUGGAUCCGGGUAGCGUCUGUUUCAGGGAAGGAGGGUGGGCUUUUGCGGAUGACGCUUUUGAGAACAAGAUGUACAAACAAACGCUUCAUACCGUCUGGCAUGCACCUCUAUCUAUCGAGACUUCGGACGACUUUGACCCGGGCAACUCGGAAGACUUGCCAUCUGUACCAGCUUCAUCCUCGUCGACCUCGAUGAAACGAUCGACCUUGCCCAUCCGUGCACCUGCCGUCUUUCGGAUCCCUUCCUCGCCCAUGCCGCUCGUCGAAGGCAUGCGGUCCUUGUCCCUACGCGCACAAAGCGAUAACAACAACAAAUCUACUACCGGCAUGGUGACAUCCACGAGCAAUUCAUUCGAUGUCGGUCGUCCGAUGGACAAUGGUAGACUCGGUGGUGGAGGUAGUAGUGGUUUCAUGAACUCGGCUGGUGGGAUCGCGAUGAUGGCCGGGUCAGCGCCGCUGAUCAAACGCAGCUUACCUAAUCAAACCAUGGACUCGUCGUCAUCCGCGUCGCCCUUCGGAUCCGCUUCCGCGUCGGGUCCUGGUUGGAAUACGGCAGGGUCUACCAGGUCGACCCCGCUCAAGGGAAAGAGGAUCGCACCGCAGGUCGUCGCCAUGCCUAUCGGAGAUGCCGCCGUAGGUGCGGGCAGACGAUCGGCGUCUCCGGUCUUGCCUUCGUCGCUGGCUCGAUCGGGCCACCUCGCUCACAUGGCCCAGACGCCUCGGUCCAUCUCGCUCGGUACGCCCGCCAACGCUUCCGACCUGCUAGCCUUGUUGAACCGCAAGCCGGAACCUCUCAAGGACGAGCAGAUCUCGUUUGGAAAGACGCACGCGACUCAACCUAGGACCCCACCGAGAGCGCCCGGACCGGCGUUCAUUCCUGAUACCCCUGGCUCGGUCGCGACGGUCAGACCCCGAUCGCCUUCGUCUGUCAUUGCGACAGCCGGUACGGCUACUUCGGCUGCCUCUUCUUCGCCUCGAACAGAUACGACCAACAGCCCCGGUACGGCAGCUCGUGUUCAAGGUUACGAUGGCGGUAACGUUGGCGUCUUGGGUGGAGGAGUCAAGCUCGGUGGUCACGGUGUGCCCAAGACGCCCAUCGUCGGUGGGAACAGGUCGAGAUCUGCCUCGGGUACUAGCGUGUUGAGCGGGAUGAGCGGUAGGCGGACCGUCUCCGGAUCGUCGUCUGUCAUCUCGGAGGAAGGGUCGCCUGAACACAAGACGGGCUUGGCCUCGCCGACCCCGGUCGAGUCCAGCCCAGUCGGCGGAAUCGUCCAUCCGCAUCAACCCAAGAGACGUCGAGGCAGACCUCAGAACCGACCUUAUUUUGGUGGAGCGUCGCCCAAAGGGGGUCUUCCUAUUCAACCGGGCACGGGGAUCGCAGGUCAACCUGGAUCGGGAACUUCGCCCAUGGGACCUCCUUUCCAGUACCACCAAAACAUGCCUUAUGGACAUGGUCAGAUGCCGGUCGGCCGACCUGGGUUCGGAUCCCCUCAGUCGGGACCUGCUCAGCCGGUCCCACCCAUCGCUAGCCCCGGCUCCCCUGGAAACAUCCCUCCUCCUCCUGCUUGGAAUAACGUUGGCCCCAUCAACGGCUUGCCUGCGAUGGCUCCUAAUCCGGGCGGAUGGGGCGUCAACCCGGCCGUACUCAACUCCGUCGCUCCUCCCAUCGGCGGGGGUGUACCCGGUCAGCCGGGAACGGGGUAUCAUGGCUUGCAGCAGCAUCAACAUCAUCAGCGCUCGCCGCAUCAUCAUCAUCAGAAUCAAUAUCAACAUCAACAUCAGAACCAGCAACUCAACCACAGUCCCAAUCAGAAUCGAGGGGGUCCUCACAUGAACGCUCACGUAGCCAAUGCGGCUGGGAUCAAUGUCGCCGCCUGGAACCUUGGGGUUGCUAGUGGUAUGAUCACUCAGCCGCAAAGUCAGGGUGGACCGAGGAGGUCUUAGUGGGCGCGACGGCGUCCUGGAUUGGACCGUGCUCAGCCAGUUUGCGACUCGAGCAUCGACGGCCCACACGGGAUCGCGCUGUCUUUCCGCCGACCAAUAUUUCGUCUUCACCAUCACGCCCAAUGAAUCAAUACAACAGAACCGUCCCGGGGAGUACGGACCCUCUUGAAAUGGCUCC